GGCUGCCACAAGCCUGACUGGACAAUUUCAGGGAAUUCCCUGCCACUUCGUGAUCCACAAAGCUACCCCCAUAUUGAUUGGCUUGCUGGAAACGUUCCUAGAGUACUAAAGGGCAAGACUACGCGUACCCGAACAACAUGUCGAUUUGUAAAAGUUUCGGCAAGGAUAAAGUCAUCUUUGCCACCAAGGAAGAUCAUGCGGUUCCGAGUACAGUGAAACUGCCCGAAUCGGAACCGGCUCCGGGUUUGAUCCUUGAAAAUGGGGAAAUCAACUGGGGCUGUCCCUGUCUAGGGGGGAUGGCCACCGGCCCUUGCGGAGUCGAAUUCCGGGACGCGUUUUCUUGCUUCCAUUACAGUGAGGCACAGCCAAAAGGGUCGGACUGUUACGAUGCCUUUCGGACAAUGCAAGAUUGUAUGUCCAACUAUCCGGGCGUCUACAAACAAAACCAGCACGACGACGACGACGAUGACGAAGAUGGAGGAGCUGCUGGAGGUCUGGGGUUAGCUCUGGAAGCGGCAGAUGAUGAAUCAUCUGCUGCUGGGCCAAGCAGAAACCCAAGUGAAGCAGCUGAUAGUAACGGCAGUUCGACGGAAUUGGCACAAAAAGGUGCUUAGAUGCGUUCUAGUUCAUGCGUUUCAAAUGUUGCUGAAUAAUGUGUACCAUAGUUGAUCCUUGAAUUUAUAGUUUGUAACGUUAUCUUUGAACGUAUCCAUUUCCAGAAUAAAGUUGAGUAGAAAGAA
This is a messenger RNA of Uranotaenia lowii, 740 nucleotides long. RefSeq names its product mitochondrial intermembrane space import and assembly protein 40-B. The coding region runs from base 138 to 614 and encodes 158 amino acids. Gene Ontology annotation, cellular component: mitochondrial intermembrane space. Gene Ontology annotation, biological process: protein import into mitochondrial intermembrane space. The transcript has 2 exons. The record is from RefSeq and is a predicted model, not a curated record. Gene Ontology annotation, molecular function: protein-disulfide reductase activity. NCBI's taxonomy places the organism in Eukaryota, Metazoa, Arthropoda, Insecta, Diptera, Culicidae.